UUUUGUGCUCCUGUCAGAUUUGAUCAUUUCUCAAUAAUGCUAAAUUAUUAUUGUUUCUAAGGUAACUACUCAAUAGUUGCCUGAAUCUCAAAACCUGAAGCAGAAUUGUCAGACGUCUAAAACGGCUCCAAAGUGGUGAAUGAGAUGGAAGAAAAUGAAGAUACAUGUCGUCAAAUGAUGGAUACAAAUCCGGCCUCUGCAGGAAAUAGUGACGGUGACAAUCAGUGUUAUGAUGGAACUUUGCCAAAAGAUGGCUUGAAAGAUGGAAGCAUGGAAAGUAAGGGAACAGAAGAUGGUGCGCCCAAAGCUACAUUUGGAUGUCAGCACUACAAAAGGAAAUGCAAGCUAUUUGCACCAUGCUGUGGUCGGGCCUACACCUGUCGUUUCUGUCACAAUGAUGUGGAGAAUCACUGUCUUGACCGGCGACAGGUCAUGGAGGUGGUCUGCAUGCAAUGUAAAACACAGCAGCCAGUGCAGAAAAACUGCCAACAAUGCAAUCUCGAAUUUGGACGGUAUUAUUGUGCGCAAUGCAAGCUGUUUGAUGAUGAUGACAAGCAGCAGUACCACUGUGAAGGAUGCGGGAUCUGUCGCAUAGGUGGUCGAGAGCGGUUCUUUCACUGCACAGUCUGCGAUAUGUGCCUCCCAAUGCGCCUGCAGGGCAACCACAAGUGUGUGGAGCGUGUGUCUCGGACCAAUUGCCCCGUCUGCUUGGAAGACAUCCACACUUCUCGCAUUCCAUCUCAUAUCCCCCCCUGUGGGCAUCUCAUACAUCGCACUUGCUUUGGUGACAUGCUCAAGAGUGGCCUGUAUGCCUGCCCUGUCUGCAAUACCUCCAUGAUAAACAUGGAGAAGGUUUGGCAACAUUUGGAUGAGGAGAUCCAGGAGACCCCCAUGCCUGAUGAUUAUCGGAAUCUCUUUGUUAUGAUAUUGUGUAGGGACUGUCACAAGGAAUCAGAAGUGGCAUUUCAUAUUCUGGGUCUCAAGUGUCAGGAAUGCGGGUCAUACAAUACCUGCCGGAACAAGGGAAAGGCUGUUUUGCGUGUACCAGUGGUGGAUCCAAAAUGCCCCGAACUCGUAAAGACCGGUCUCGUCAGCUACGCUAGCCGAAGGGGAAAGGGCAAGGCUCAUCCCUUAGGAGCCGUGUCCUUCGACCUCGAAAGCGGCCAAGGGCAAGGAGACCCCGACCUGACAAACCUGCACGUCGACGAUCCGUCUGACCCCAUCGACCAAAACCAUGGAACCCUCUUAGAAGCCUACUGA
This is a messenger RNA of Darwinula stevensoni, 1260 nucleotides long. NCBI's taxonomy places the organism in Eukaryota, Metazoa, Arthropoda, Ostracoda, Podocopida, Darwinulidae. The record is from the annotation of a GenBank genome assembly.